Seriola aureovittata is the source of this 3657-nucleotide messenger RNA. It is a transcript of the gene sack1gb, whose product is annotated as protein FAM83G. NCBI's taxonomy places the organism in Eukaryota, Metazoa, Chordata, Actinopteri, Carangiformes, Carangidae. The transcript is spliced from 5 exons. The record is from RefSeq and is a predicted model, not a curated record. The coding region runs from base 270 to 2810 and encodes 846 amino acids.
AACAACACCUGAGUGUUUGAGUAACCUGAUAUCUGGGCUGAGGUGGAGCCUCUUUCUGAGCCACUCUUCUAGCGGUUCAUUUCCAUCAGAUGAAAAUCGUUUUCCACCGGAGGAUCUCACUUCACGGGCCCAGGUCACGCGGACACGUUAUGGACCGUAAUGACAGAUCGCACUCUUUUGACGUUUGACCCUUCGGACCGACGAGUCGAAACUGGGUCAGAGUGGUUUCAGUACUUAACUGUUUAGUGACCGGUGGAUAAACUGAGGCCAUGGCGCUGUCUCAGAUCCAGUGUCUGGACGAUCACCACGUCAACUUGCGCGUGAGCGAGAGCAAACCGGAGUUUUUCUACAGCGAGGACCAACGGCUUGCGCUCGAGGCUCUCGUCACCAAGGGCCGCGACGCCUUCACGGACUACACCCGCAAGAAUGGCGUCCGGGAGUUCCUCUCAGAACCGGAGCUGGAGCGGAUUGCACACACAGCGGAGGCCUACCGGCCCGGGCACGAGCAUCACCAGAAAUCAGAGACGCCAGGCCCGGGGAACAUCACCCCAGGAUCUGCGGAAGAAGGUGGAGACGGCGAGGUGUCGCUCCAGUACUGGCCAGACAGAUCUGAGGCCUCAGUGGCUGAGCUGGACCUGGGGUGGCCCGACUGCAUUUCUUACCGAGGGGUGACGCGGGUGACCGUGUACACCCAGCCUCCAACUGAGGGGCACACGCACAUCAAGGAGGUGGUGCGGAAGAGCAUUGCUUCAGCGCAGAAGGUAAUAGCUGUGGUGAUGGAUGUGUUUACGGACGUGGAUAUCUUUCGAGACCUGCUGGAUGCGGCAUUCAAACGCAGAGUUCCUGUAUAUAUAAUUAUUGACAUGGCUGCAGUCCCCUGCUUUCUUUCCAUGUGUGGCAGAGCCGAUAUGCACCGUGGACACCUAAAGAAUGUGCGCGUGCGCUGCUGUGGAGGUGUGGAGUUCUUCACACGGUCGGCACAGAAGGUGCGUGGUUCGCUGAGCCAGAAGUUUCUCCUGGUCGAUGGAGACAGAGCCAUCUCUGGUUCAUACAGCUUCACCUGGUCUUCCUCUCGUUUGGACCGUAACCUCAUCACUGUGAUCACAGGACAGGCAGUGGAGACGUUUGACCUACAGUUUCGUGACCUUUACCUCUCGUCCAGAGGUGUGUCUCUCAGCAAGGUUCCAUUGGUAGACGAACCAAUCCCUGACCUGAUCCCUCACACGGCUCCUGCUCCUGUGUCAGCCGCUGUUGCUAGGAAGCUCAUCAAUCCCAAAUACGCCCUGGUUGCCACAGGAACCCACACAAGUCCAGCCUCCUCUGACCAGAACUCCAGCAACAAGAACUCAAACUCUCAGAAUCCCACUGGGCUAAAAAUGAUGAAAGGGCGUCUUAAGGGCGUUAUCGAAGAGCCACCCAUACACCCAGGAUUAGCCCAUCUGGAGAAAGCGUACCUGAUUCCAUACCUGCCCACCUGGCCAGAGCCAGACCCACCCAGCGAUGUGAUUGGCUUUAUCAACAUCAGGGAUGAAAAGCGGGCCAAUCGGGUUCACCUACAGAGGUCGGAGAGGUUUGAGGUCAGCCAGGCUAUACGUUUCAGCUCACCACUGGCACUAGCAGCACAGACUGGGGGACCUGCAUCAGGUCAGGAUGCCAACGCUGCAGGAAAAGCCAAAAAUCCCUCUGGGAAUACAAGUACAGAAGUCUGUACUCCUGUGAGUCCAACCAAAAAACAGGAUAAAGAGAAAACACACACUACUCUGAAUAAAGGCCAAACUGAUGCAACAGAUUCCAAAGAGGCCCCUCAGCAGCCCAAGACACCUCCAGCACAAGACACACACAAAAAUGCGCACACAACCAAAGUAACUGCUGAUUCACAGCCAAAAGACAGUGCUAAAGAAACUCCAGAGGCACAAACUGCAGCACCUCCUGUUCCCAAACGCCGCACACUGCAUUUAGUCAUUGACUCUGCUCCCUCAGAGCAGCUUAACCAACCACUGGUGACUCUGGUAAAAAUGGACCAACUGGAAAGUCUAGAUGGCUCUUCUAGCAAAAAGAGAACCGGAGAGGGUCGUGGCCGCAUAACAUCAAAGAAUGAUUGCAGGGACUCAUGCAGCAACGAAGACGGCAGCCAAGACAGCACCAAGGUCAUGUGUGACCGAGCAGCCAAUGACGAUCCUUCAAGCGCUUCCACGGCGUCAGAGGAGGAGUUUUAUGAUUCCCAGCAGGAGCCAAGUGACCUGUUGACAAAUGGAGUGACGACUGGUUCAGGUCACGGGCAUCGCCAGGGAGAUGGAGUCAACAUGAUGGCCCGCCUCUCCCAGAGCAUGCUGGACCUGCGAGAGCCAAGCCAGCCAGAGGACAGCAAGGACCUCAUCCGCCAAUCACAGCAGCUCCGCAGACAAGGUCACCCCUCACCACACAGGCACAUAGGACAGUUGUUCCAGACCUCAAGAUCUCCAGGUCGUGACACGAGAAUGCGAGGACCUAAAGUAGUCAUUGCCAAACCGGGAAGUUACCACCGCCCCACCCGAGCAGCUGGCCCUGUGAUAGGAGGACACCGUUACUGGCAGGGCCAAAUGCUGCAGCCUGAUUCAGCCCAGCUGCGCACAGAUACACGGUCCAGCCGGUCACCACGACGCCACAGCCCGGGAUACAGGAAGAUGGACCAUGCCUUGCCACACCCACCAGACAACUCAUCAGGGUUACUAGGAGUUUCUUUCUCAAAAGUGAACAAUUUUAGACACUUGAGGGCACGAGGAGGCAUGACGCAGAAGAAAGCGUUUCAAAAUAACAAGGCUACUAGGUAGAACUUGGAACUGGCACAUGUAUACAAGGAUGUUUGUUGAUAUAGACUUCCUGCUAAGAAACUGGUGAUGCUUGUUAUUUCCUGCUUUGAAAUCUCAAAGGCUCAACGUACAAGAUUUUUUUGACCAUGUCAACAAGGGUUGGCAAUUUGAUGUGAUGAUGUGCUUUAAGAGGUAUUGUCUGUAAAUGAAUCUCAUCUCCUUCAAAUCAAAUGCUUCCUGGUUAAAGGCAUCUGACUGGAUGGUUUUAGUUUUGUGGGGCUGAUAAUGAAUUUUAGAAGAUACUGAUAUCUCGGAGGAAAUUAACUCUGAAAAUAUCUCAUCUGAUAUUUAUGUUUACAAACAAAUGCAUAAACUUACACUUUUUUUUAGUCUGGAUCUGUCAAAUUUAGUUAUAAAAGCGCUAAGAUUUCUACUACAGACAAGGUAUUUUGUAGAUGAUAGAAAUCAUAAUAGAUUAGGUCAGCUGUGAUAUUUUUCUCUGCCAAAUAAGGCACCUCAGUUUUGUAUAGAAACCUUUGAACAAAUAUUUGUAAAUUACCUCAGCUUCUUUUCUUUUUCAGAAUUUCGUACUGUAAUGUUUUCCAUAUUCAAGAUACACAAGUGUGAUGUAUCCGACAUGUAAGAUCAGCUGAUUAUGUUUGCCGACUGAUAUACUAGUCAGACUCUAGAGUUGAUACCACUGUGAUUGGUUACUGAUGGUGUGAGGGUAAAGCUACUGUGUUGAUUGCUUUUACAUAUGUGACAGAUGUUGUCAAUUAUCCAUGUGGCUGUACAGACCAGGUGUAUGCCAUGUUAAAUAUUGAUGUGGGACCAAAAGUGAAUGUUGUAAAUAAAAAUACAGAUUGUG